AUGGAUGACAGGGCAACCAUUGUAGCAAGAAUCGUAGCAUUCACCUUGCACUUGCGAGGAGUCCAUAACCUGCUCUUUUACUUCUUCCGCACUCGGAGUUACUAUGAGGCACACCACCACCAACAGCAACGCAACAACACAUUUCUUCUCCAUUUCUUUGCUGCUGUUGGUGGUGCUUCUUUUGAUUUUUCCCCUUCCCUCACCUUGCUAUUGCAGCAACCAGAGGUAUUUAUACAAUCUAAUGCUACUUCCUUGCUAAAUAUAUCCACGGUUGCCCUAACUUUAAGAACAGAAAAAUUUGGAAAUCUGAAAAUAGGAUUUGUUGCUUCCAUGGUUUCUCUGAAUCUCCAUUGGUGUCGCUACGACGAAUGA
This is a messenger RNA of Sphenostylis stenocarpa, 372 nucleotides long. NCBI's taxonomy places the organism in Eukaryota, Viridiplantae, Streptophyta, Magnoliopsida, Fabales, Fabaceae. The record is from the annotation of a GenBank genome assembly.